GUAUUAUGUGGUUAGACUACUACAACUUAUUAGUAUGUAUAUCCUGAACAGUUGAAAGUAAUUGUGUUGACAAAUCAUGAUACAAUGUCUGGUAUACCUGAAGCCCAGGAAGCAGCUUUCAGAUAUGGGAUCAAGAUUGUUCCAGGAGUUGAAGUUAGCGCAGUUUUCUGUCCAAGUGGAGAGAUGGGAUCAGAAGAACCAGUUCGUAUUCUUGCACACUAUAGUGUGUGGGACCAAUAAGGAUAGACGAAUUAGUGAAGCUGAUACUUGCAUAAGGAAUGGACGUUUCCUAAGUGCAAAGAGCAUGGUUUCAAAAUUAAACAAACUGAAGCUAUCUCUCAAGUGGGAGCAUAUAACCAAGAUUGCAGGCACAGGUGUUGCUCCUGAGAGGCUGCAUGUUGCUCGUGCUUUGGUUGAAGCAGGCCAUGUAGAGAACCUAAAACAGGCCUUUUCAAGAUAUCUUUAUGAUGGUGGAUCUGCUUAUUCCACUUCUGGCACAUCCCUGGGCGCUAAAAUCCCCGGUUGCCGUGAUCAGAAGGCUAACAAAAGCAGGCUUGCAUGGAAUAGACUCUUGCAGAAGUGAUGGAAAACUGGCAGUGCAGCGAUUGUGCUGAUGCAUAUGGUCUUGUGAAGCUUGGAGGAUCAGAUUACCGUGGGAGAGGUGGACAGCAUGAAUCUGAUGUGGGGAGUGUGAGGCUUCCCAUGUCAUCGGUGCAUGAGUUUCUUAAGGUCGCCAUACCAAUUUGGUUCAAAGGCUACUGUAGAUAAUCUUGGAAAAAUGUCAAAGAUCCCAAUGAUGCAAAUUUACAUUUUAUAAUCAUGUUUAGCUGCAAUCACGCAAUGUAUUGACAAUCUGCACGUAAUGUAUUGACAAGUUUAGCCACAAUCACGCAAUGUAUUGACAAAUCUGCACGGAAA
Coffea arabica (coffee) is the source of this 918-nucleotide messenger RNA. The record is from RefSeq and is a predicted model, not a curated record. NCBI's taxonomy places the organism in Eukaryota, Viridiplantae, Streptophyta, Magnoliopsida, Gentianales, Rubiaceae.